AUUGGCUCUAUUGGCCGAACCUAUUAAUUAUAGUCUCUAUUACUUGACUCUUGGAUUACAUUUCAUGUUGUGUUCAGCUGUGAGACGAGUUUUGCACAAAGUUUUUGUUGCGAAUCCAAUACUACUUUCACUUUUUUCGGUUUAGACAAAAGUUUGCGAAUUGAGUGGUGAAUGGGAACCAGGAAUCGCUAGAAAUGUGUUAAUAAAUGAUCAAAAGUGUGAAUGAAUCCAAUGAAUCCAAUGUAGUGUUAUCAGUGAACUGUCUCGAGUCACCACCACUGAUGCCACUGAUGAACAUCUGGUCAAUAAUAAGAUGACAAACGGGACGAUAAGUGAAGUAAACACUUCAUACACUAUACGAACAAAUAUCACAUCAUUUGUCACCAACACAUCCAUGAGCACCGACUCGAGCACUGCCAACAUCACCACAACCACCACUAUGUCAUACAUAUCACUGUCGAGCACCACCACCACCGCAGAGUCGGUGCCAAAUAUCACGUCAAUGGACGCCACCAUUGAGACAAUAACGCCGGUCGACAUGUGCUACUCGACCCCCGAUGACUAUGAACUCAUUCCUUCAGUCAUAUGCUCGACACUAAUCGUGUUCGGUAUCAUUUACCUCAUAUACGGCUACCGGUGCUUCAAAGCGAUCAUGUUUCUGACGGGCUUUGCAUUCGGCACAACCAUUAUAUACAUGAUCUGUACGGCAGAGAAUCUGCUGCCAAUGUAUGGCAACAUAAGUGUGUCACUCGUGGCCGGCCUACUGUUUGGUCUCAUAACAGUGCUAGUCGUAUACGUCGGCCUAUUUAUGCUGGGCUUUCACUUGGGACUCAUCUUCACGUGCGCCACACUUGUCGUCAUAUAUAUCCUCUCGCCGUACGUCCACUCAAUAGAGCCGCCGAACUCUGUCUGGAUUUUGUUCGCUAUAUUCAUGUCGUUGGGUCUGACCGGCGCCUGUUCUACCCUAUACUUCCAGAAAGGCUGCACAAUAAUGGCUACAGUUCUCUAUGGAAGCUCUUUGACACUCAUUUGUUUGGACUAUUUUAUCGAGAAUUUUAAACUCGUUUAUUGGUUUCGCGACAAAUUAAGAGAUGGCCAGUCGUUGUACGACUCGAUCGGAAUGACCAGAAACACCAAUCUAUGUCUGAUCUCAUGGGUGCUGUUGGGUGUGUGGCCGUUGAGUGUAGUGAUAGGGCUGUUGGUUCAGUGGUGUGUCACAUCCAAAGGAGUGAAUUACGAGAACGAUUAUAAUUACGGUGUCGUCACCUCGACUACCGGAGUCACCGCCGGACAGACAGCCGCUAAUCGGUUGAGACGUGAGGAACAGAAACUGGAACAAAGACAACGAAAGUAUAGGUACUUAUAUCAGGUGCGCACCGCUCACGGAGAUGUCAUAUCCCAGUUUGACCUACAAUUCAGACCUUUCCACUCAUCUAACGAUAAUCCCAUCGGACUCGAGGACUACGACUAUGAGCCGGUCGACAGACACCCACGAGUAGACAUUCCUCAAGAGCUGAACAGAUCCGGCGGUGCUAUCGGUGCUGAGCGUGGAGUCAACUCUUCCGACAAAGCCUUCAGACAAUUCCGGGUCCUAUUGUGGACCAAAUACUUCGGUGCUGACGAUUGGUCUCAUCUGGACCUCAAGACAUUGAACUGUAAUUUUAGUAAUUGUCUGCUCACUGAAGACAAAUCACAACUGGAUUCAGUGGACGCCGUGUUCUUCCACUGGCGAGACACCAGUCCCUGGGAUUUGCCACAGAAGCACAUCCCCGGCCAGAAGUGGAUCAUUUAUAACUGGGAACCACCGGUCAAUACACUGGAAUUCAAGGGCAGAUCCAUUGCUGACCAAAUAGAUUGGGUUAUGAGUUAUCGCACGGAUUCAGACAUAUAUGUGCCGUACGGGUCAGUCAUCCCUUGUGAUAAUAAGUGGCAAAAUGAGGAUCUGUUUGAUGGUAAGACUCGGAGUGUAGCGUGGAUUGUGUCCAACUGUCACUCGGAUGGCAACAGAGAGGAAUAUGUAAGGGAACUGGCUAAAUACAUCGAUGUCGAUAUCUAUGGAAGGUGUGGUCACUACGAAUGUCCAAGAGAUGACUCGUGUCUUAAGAUGAUUACCAAAAAAUACAAGUUUUAUCUCUCAUUUGAAAAUUCUCUCUGCAAAGACUAUGUGACGGAGAAGUUGUUUCGUAUCGCAGAAUACGAUAUCAUUCCG
This is a messenger RNA of Oppiella nova, 2209 nucleotides long. Lineage: Eukaryota; Metazoa; Arthropoda; Arachnida; Sarcoptiformes; Oppiidae. The record is from the annotation of a GenBank genome assembly.